AUGAUGACAUCCAACAUCGCAGAAUCCUUCAACGCUGCACUAAAAGCUGCAAGAAAUCUCCCUAUUGAUAUCUUGGUUGAAUGUCUUAGAAGUUUGGUUCAAAAGUGGGUUUGGAACAAUUCAAAUAAUGCAAAUGGAACAUUCACAAAAGUGUCUACAGCAACAGAAAAUGAGUUGAGAGAUGACAUUGUUUCAAAAAUGAAGUAUGAGGUCUUGCCUUUCAACCCAAUAGAAUAUCAAGUUCGUGAUGAAAAGGGGACCAAUUUCACAGUAAAUAUACACAAUAGAACAGGUACAUGUAAUAGGUUUCAAGAAGAUGAAAUGCCUUGUGGGCAUGCAGUAGCUGUAAUUGAAAAGAGAAACUUGGGAGUGUAUGAUUACUAUGCAAAGUUUUACAAAACAGAAACUUUGAAAGCAAUGUAUGAAGAAAAUGUUCAUCCUUCACCCCCAUAA
Molecule: messenger RNA, 453 nt
Organism: Humulus lupulus (European hop)
Lineage: Eukaryota; Viridiplantae; Streptophyta; Magnoliopsida; Rosales; Cannabaceae
Exons: 2
Coding region: 1-453 (150 amino acids)
Molecular function (GO): zinc ion binding
Source: RefSeq, a predicted model, not a curated record